Messenger RNA from Stylonychia lemnae, 2085 nucleotides. The record is from the annotation of a GenBank genome assembly. Lineage: Eukaryota; Ciliophora; Spirotrichea; Sporadotrichida; Oxytrichidae.
AUGCAAAUAAACGAGGUCAAGGAGAAGAAAUAAACCUCUACUAAUUUGUCAGCUAUAGUGAAUCCUCCUCUCUAGCGCUAGUCUACUAUAACUUCAGAUGCAGCAAGUUCGUAAAAUAAAAAAGCCUCAAGGCUUAAGGAACUGCUGGCUAAGCGUAAAAACGAGGCCAAACAGACUCUUGACAAGCAAGAAGACUUAAGGAGACAGCAGGAAUUUGAGGAGGACUUGAGAGAAUAAAAACUAUUAGAGAUCUAGGCAAAGGCCAAAAAUAGAAAGUACAAAAAGUAAGAGUCAGAUGACGAUCUUCCUUCCAGAACUAUGAGCCCUCCUAAGGAGAAAAAGCAAAGUAAAGGGUAGAGUCAUUUCACUUCAGGAAAGGUCGACGAGUAAUAAGCCUAGGAUGCAGUGGACUUUUUGCGAAGUAUAAUCAAGCGAGACCAGAAACCGACUAACCCAGAGAAAAAGAUCAUGACUCGUCUCUUUGAUAAGAUGGAGACGGUCAAGAUUGUGAUUCCUAAACAUAGAGAGUUCUAAAGAGACUAGCAGUUGAAAGCUGAGAAGAUUAAGGAAAAAGUUGGUCCAAGAGGCAUGAUGCUUGAUAACUAGGUUGAGGUGUGCAGUAAGACUGCGCUACAGAACAUUGGAACUGCUUUUAAAGUCAUAGAUUUUGAGGAAGAGAGUAACCCCAAUUAAAAACGUCUCACCAGUUUAUAGAGAAACAGAAUGGCUCUCAGCUUCCUUGAAAUGAAUGAAAUACCAAAAAGGUAUCAAUAUUACUAGAGAUUCAUAGAUGAUAAGGAUGAAAAGCUAAAAGACAAGGAGAUUGUAGAUAGUUUGUUGAACACAAAUAGAUCUCUAAUGGGUGCUACCAUAACCACCAAUGGCAUGUAUCCAUUUAAUCAGACUCAGACAACUAUAUUACACAAAAUGCAAAUGAGGAAAAAGAAGCACUCUCAUAGCGUUCAGCAUGGGCAUCAUCCUCAUAACAAAAAGCACAUCAUUAACGAUCAAAGUAUAUAGGAUUUAUAAGGCGAAGUUUCUUUGACGAUUGAUUCAAAUCAUGAUAAUUAUCAUACCUAGAAAAUCUUUCUACCCUAUUAAAAAAAACCAUUCAACAUCUAUAACAAUAUUGAGCAUGUGCAAGUUACUGAUGUAAAUCUAUUUGAAAAUAGAGAUAGUACCACAAACAUAUCCCCUAACAUGCAAUCUAGUGGCUUUAAGUUUGCUUUUGGUCCUUCUAUUGUUAUUGAUCAGCCAUUUUAAAACUAAUCACACAGUGUUCAUUAAGCUUCAUCAAGCACUUAAAAUAAUUAGCAUCUAUCUCAAACUUUUUACAAACCAAGAAAGACUAAUCAUUCACUUGUGAAUACUAACAGACUUGACACCUCUUAAGACUUAGACACAAAUAGCAAAUAACUUCCUCCACUUAGAUAAUCUAUGAAUAAAAUCAAGAUUAAACGAAAGUCAGCUUUUGAGCAGCACUAGUCUCCCUCCACCGCAAAAAAGAUUAACCAUUAAAGCCACCAUAAAUCGAUCUCCGCGGAUUAUAAUCAAAAUUAGCAAUCUUAAAACUUCUCUCAAUAAGACUAUCUCUUACUAUAGGAGAAGAGGCGAGAGAAGUUGCUAGGCACGAUUCAUAACCCCAACAAAUAUCUGUAAAAAUCUUUUGAGUUUCUUGAAAAAGAUGCUGUUGACCAAUUAUCAUAUCAUAACUCUCGCUAGCUAAUAUAGUUUUUGAACAAAUAACUAGAACCGGUAAAUGACAAGCCAGAGAAGUAGAAGUAUACAUAUGAGGAUACAAAGAAGGUAUUCGAGGUCAACGAGGAUAACUUUAAGUUCAAUUUCAAAGAGCUACUUGAUGAUAUAGUCACCUAAUCAGAACAAAUGCGCCUGAUUAUGCUGAAGGAAAAGACUAGAGGUAAGGAGGGUGAUCCUAGAUUCAAGAAUCUUGAUAAUACCUUUGAAAAAAUCAACUACUUUCAGUAUAUACAUAACUUAGAAAAGUCUUAGCUCUCUGAGAUAUCUCAGCGAUUAAGAUAACUUGUGAUAUUAAAGAAUGAAAGAAGAUAUAACCUAGAUAAGUGA